Molecule: messenger RNA, 3185 nt
Organism: Thunnus maccoyii (southern bluefin tuna)
Lineage: Eukaryota; Metazoa; Chordata; Actinopteri; Scombriformes; Scombridae
Product: calpain-5-like
Exons: 14
Coding region: 566-2716 (716 amino acids)
Biological process (GO): proteolysis
Cellular component (GO): cytoplasm
Molecular function (GO): calcium-dependent cysteine-type endopeptidase activity
Source: RefSeq, a predicted model, not a curated record
AGUGGCAACACGCUCGACAGCAACAGAUACUCCAGGAGUCUGUGCGCGGGAGAAGAUAGCGAGGAGAGAAGAGGAGAAGGGACCAGCAAGAUAAGACAGAAAAAAGAAAAGAGACGACAUUGUGGGGAAAUGUUUCCCAUUCUUUCCACUUGUUUGAGGAAAGAAUGGGAAAAGCUAAGGUAUGAGGGGGGAAAGAAGAAGGCAGAAAAGUGCAGAGUCACCAACCAGAAAAGCAGAAACAGCAGUCCAGUGAAACUAAACAUUAGAUGAGAACCUGGUGGAGAUGAAUCAGACACUAACUUGUGACGAAUACAGAGGAAAGAAGAAGAGAGUGUUGCUCUGGAUGCAGUCAGACAGCUUUUAACAGCUGACUAAAGGACAGAGAAGAACAAGAAACAAGAGGAAAAAGAAGACAAAUGCUGCUGUGAUUGUCUCUAAAAAAUCAAAGAUUUCCAAAUGGAAGAAAGAUUUCUUCUUCUUAAUGAGCUAAGGAGGACUGGAUCUUGGGCUCAAUGAAUAGUCUCAUCUGAAGAGAGCACGUGAAGCUUCUACAGUGACAUAAAGAAUGCCGGAGCGAGUGAGCGACUUCCAGGGCCAGAGCUUUCACAAGUUGAGGCGGGCCUGCCUGCAUCGAGGCGCGCUCUUUAAGGACCCCCUGUUCCCCGCCACUGCCCAGUCCCUCUUUUAUAAGAGGGAGCCACCGCCCGGACUGACCUGGAAGAGGCCCAGGGAGAUAUGUAAAGACCCUCGUCUGUUUGUUGACGGCAUCAGCACUCGUGACUUGCACCAAGGAAGUCUGGGGAACUGCUGGAUGGUGGCUGCUAUUUCCUGCCUAGCGUCUGAGCCAUCUCUGUGGAAAAAGGUCAUCCCUGACCAUGUGGAUCAGGAGUGGAACCCAAAGCGUCCCGACCUCUAUGCAGGAAUCUUUCACUUCAGGUUCUGGCGCCUUGGCCGCUGGAUGGAUGUCGUUGUGGACGACCGUCUGCCAGUCAGUGGAGAUGGAGUGCUGCUCUUUUGCCGCUCGGCAACACCGAGAGAGUUUUGGAGUGCCCUGCUGGAGAAGGCCUAUGCCAAGCUAAAUGGGUGCUACGAGGCCUUGGAGGGCGGAAACACCGCAGAGGCCCUGAUUGACUUCACUGGGGGGGUCUCAGAGCCCCUCAUCCUGGAUCAGGAGGCCCUCAGCCUGCACAGCGACCAGAGGAGGGUGUUCUUCCAGACGUUGGCCAAGGCCCACGAACGCAAAGCCCUCAUCACCUGCUCCAUACGGCCAGCAGAGGGGGAGACAGUGGAGUCAGUUUUAGAUUGUGGCCUGGUGCGAGGACACGCCUAUGGGAUCACAGCGGUGAGGAAGGUGUGGCUGGGGGACAAGAUGCUGAGUGGGGCGUACCGACUCUUCAUGGUGCGCAUGAGGAACCCAUGGGGGACAACAGACUGGACGGGUGCCUGGAGUCAGGGGUCACAGCAGUGGCAACAGAUGAGUCGUUCGGAGAGGGAGAAGAUGGGCCUCAUUGUUCGAGAUGUUGGGGAGUUUUGGAUGGAUUUCGGGGACUUCUGUCAGUACUUCACAGAUGUGGUGGUGUGCCGGCUGGUGGAGAGGCCUCUGCUGUGGCCGAGACCUCACUGGAGAGAAGUGCGCUGCUAUGGGGAGUGGGCUUCAGCACCUUCCAACCCUGGAACACUUCCGUCAUCCGCCGUCCUCCGCAGCAACCGUGCAUUGGGGAAGAGCAACGCCAAACCAGGAGGGACCAAGCAGCAAGGUCACUGGAAGGAGGCACGGUUUAGGGAGAGUCAGCAGGAAGGAGGGAAAAGAGGAGGAAGAGGAAGGUGUCACAAGAAAGUGACAAAGGAAGAUGGAGAAGGCGAUAGAGAGGAGCAGAAAGGAGGUUGGGAGGUGCAGGUGAAUAAGGGGAGUCGAUGUGGAGGUUGCAUCAACCACAGGGACACUUUCCUGCACAAUCCACAGUUCAUGUUUGAGGUGACAGGCAAAGAGGAGGAGGUGCUGAUCUGUCUGCAGCAGGAGGACAGGAGGAUACAGAGGAAAGAUGGAGGAGGAGCAAACCUGCCUAUUGGUUUUGAGGUGCUAAAGGUGGAGGUGAACCGCUGCAGCCGGGUGCAGUGUGUGGUGGAGCAGGCGGCCAGCUCCGUCUACAUGGACUCCCGCAGUGUGACUCUGAGGGGAACUCUGGCUCCAGGCCGCUACGUCGUGCUGCCAACCACCUUCCUGCCGGGCACCACCGGACGCUUCCUUGUACGCCUCUUUUCCCAUUCCAUUGUCUGUCUCAGGGAAUUGAGGGAGGACUUGCCAUCUCCUUCUGCGUUCCAGUGUUUUCUACCUCAGCCCACUGUGGUGACCACAGUCUAUCUCCGCAGGGCGUCAGGACUCAGCCCUCCCAAACAGACAGUUCCAGAUGUUUAUGCUGUAGUGAGGUGUGAGAACGACACCAUCAGGACACGGGUGUUCAAGGCCGAAGGAAACCCUGAGUUCAACCUCAGAACCAUCUUCUACAGGAGAUACCCAAACACACACAUCUCUAUCCAGUUGUUGAGCAGAGGUCUGCUGUGGGACUCUGUGCUGGGAAGAGCUCGACUCCUGACAGAGGAGUCUGAAAGGGGCCGGAGCCAUGUGAUUGAUCUACGAGGCGGCCAAUCGGGUUCAGGAUUCAGAGGUUGCGUCUAUGUUGAGACAUCCUCCAGCAUCUGCCUGACAGACUUGUAGCUAAUUCAUAAUUCAUUCACAACCACUGUCCUGUCUGCAGGAGCACUGAUGGACAGACAACACGAUAUUUUGAUGAAAUGAUGAAAACUUUGUUGGACAGUGAAGUAAUUCCUAAAAAAUACAUUAUGAUGGUGCUGUAGUUGCUUUGACAAACUUUAGUAGUUGUCCUAUGUAUUUCAAACCAAACUCGGUGCUCUGACUGUUAAAAAUAAACAAAAAUACUCAUGAAGAAGAAGAUGACGCGCUGUAGUGAUCUGCUGGUCAGAUAUACAGGGGGACGUCCUCCGUGACUUCAGCAGUUUAACAAAAACAACAACUGAAACUGCUGCCAAAUUAAGAUUUUUGUGUGUCCUUGUAUUAUCUAGAUUUAUUAGUACUGUUGUCUGUGUUAUUGCUGUCAAUAAAAUUGUCAUAUUUAUUUUUGCCAUUAUUUCUGUUGUUGAUAUUACAUCCAGAUGUAAAUGUCCAU